Oldenlandia corymbosa var. corymbosa is the source of this 2839-nucleotide messenger RNA. The record is from the annotation of a GenBank genome assembly. Lineage: Eukaryota; Viridiplantae; Streptophyta; Magnoliopsida; Gentianales; Rubiaceae.
GUGCAACAAAAUUUUUCGCUGAUAAAUUGAGGUCACAUAAGUCUUCAAAAUGCUACGUUUACUUUGUAAUUAUAAUUUCUCACUCAUUAUCAUAUGAAAUUAUCAUCUCAUCCUAAUCGUUUUUUUUUCACCUUAUUUUCUUAAUUCCUUGCAAUGGAAUUAUAGAAGCUUUUCAACAUCCAUGUUAGAACUUUUGCAUGGGCCAAGACCAAUAGUGAAAAGGUCUCAUGUAUGUUAUGUACCUCAUUAUUCCUUUCAUUUUGUAAAAGGUGGAGAAGUGGACAAAACAGGAAAAACACGCCACUAUUUCACCUCUCGAAACUUAUUGUUAUAUUUCAUGGCUGUUUAUUGGUCCCUUUUCCCGUUCGCAUUUUCUUUUUUCCUUCUUUUUCUCUAUUUCACAAUAUCAGUUGCGUGCGUUACGUCCAAAAUCUUAAUGGUUAGAAUGCAUGGUAGUACAUAUAUAUAUAUAUAAAAAAUUAUAAAUAGAUAUAUUAACUAAGAGAAAUCACAUUAAGUUCUCCCAUUUCCCAUCAACUUAACCAACUAUUGCUCUCGAUCGCCUUAAAAGAUGGCGAAAACGGGUGCUGGAAAACACUUCGUGCUGGUUCAUGGAGCUUGCCACGGCGCGUGGUGCUGGUACAGGCUGGUGGUUUUGCUGGAGAAACACGGCCACAAAGUUACCGCCGUCGAUUUAGCCGCCUCCGGCCGGAACGUCGACCGGCGGUUGCAAGACUUGCGGUCCAUCGACGACUAUCAUCAGCCGCUUUACUCUUUCUUGGAGGGUUUGCCGGACGGUGAGGAGGAUAAGGUGAUCCUGGUGGGCCAUAGUAUGGGUGGCUACGCCGUUUCCUCCGCCAUGGAGAGGUUCCCGGAGAAGAUCGGCUGGGCUGUUUUCGUGUCGGCGUUCAUGCUUGGUCCUAACUUGACCAUGGACCAACUUGCCCCUAAGUUUGCUGGACCGGACUUUUAUAUGGAUACUGAAGUAAAAACUGUUGAAGCAAAUGGAGAGACCCAAGCCCACGUGAUAUUCGGACCCAAAUUUUUAGCUGCCAAAUUGUACCAAAAUUCACCACCUGAGGAUUUGCAACUUGCAUAUUUAUUAGCCCGACCGACUAGAUUCUUUGGGGACGAUGAGUCAAAAGAACAACUCUUGGCUACAACGGAGAAGUAUGGAUCGGUCCGGCGAGCAUUUAUCGUGGGUGGCGCCGAUGAGGCGGUGCUCGUGGAUGUGCAAAGAUUCAUGAUAGAACGGAAUCCACCAAAUAUAGCUAAGGAAAUAGAAGGAGCAGAUCAUAUGGUCAUGAUGUCUAAAACUCAAGAACUUUGCUCCAUUUUGCUUGAGAUUAUUCAGGAUGGAAACUAAGAAAAAUCCCAAACGUAAUCACUGGAACUAUAUUUACUGUUUGAGUUGGAAAAUAAUUACCAGAUACUCAUGCUAUCCUAUGUGAGUGAACAACUAAUAGUUGGAGAUCAAACUCGCAAAAAUGAGGUCUUUUUUUGUUGGUAUUUUUCUACUGUUUAUUUUAAUUUAAUGAAAUUUUGUUAACAAAUCAGGUGAAUGAAUUGGGAGCUUUUCGUUUUGUUCCACGAGGACGAUAUUAUUUCAAGCAUUCAUUCUUAACUAGGGGGAUUGAGUACUUGAAUGCAUUAUAUGGAUUGUUUUGUGUUAGUAUGUACAUAUGAAAAUAAAAUAGAAACAUUAUGUACCGAAAAGUUAUGUAGGUUUCAAAAAGUCAUAUUAAACAAUCGUGUCGUCCUUCUCUCUAAAAAAUUUUAGUGAGAGAAUGUCCUAUUUUCUCUCUAUGAGAAAAGUAUCUUGACGACAAAUUCUCAUCAAAUUCAACCUUUAUUCUUCCUUGUUAGAUUAUCUGCAGUUCUUUCCUAAUUGUGGUUCUGGAACACACCUUUAAUCCCACUAUCCUUGGUUCUCUAAUAAUAUAAAAAUCUUUCCCUUCUACACCGUUGCAUUUACUCGGCCAUUAAUUGCCAUUUGGAUGCCAUGCAUUUACCAGUCUUGUCAUCCAAUUUUUUAAAUCUGAACAGGUUCCCCAUUCACUUCAUUUACCAAAGUAGUUUUAGUCUUUAUAAGUCAAGUUGUUUAUCAGCCUUUGUACCUUUAUUGAGCCCCCUCCCAUCCUUUUCACUUCCCUAAACUUUGAUUUACCAUAUCUAAGUCAUAAAGUCUUCCGCCUUUUUUGUUUUUCCCUUUUCUUUUCUAUUCCUACUACAGUCCGAAAUCAUUGCUGAGCAGUACCUUUGGAUUCUUGUCCAUUAAUUUCACACCACAGACAUUCUUUAUCCCCACAUGAUCUUCCUUUUGUUGUGUUCUCCUUUUGUUCUUUCUUCUUUACUUCACUCUCAAUCCGGAUUUCCUGCCGACGUCAGCUGCUGUCAACUAUUGUCCUAUUCACAAUGAAUUACAGACAUGCAAUGGAUGAAAAUUCAGUCACUGUUAUGUCAAUUCAAGGAUCCAACUUUUCAGAGGAAAGGCAAGACCUUAGAACUCAUAUUGAUCCAGAUCCAAGGAAAAUUUCUCGGUCUUUCCUCUGAUCGAGCAACAUGCAACUGACGGAUUACCAUACCCUGCUCUCUCGAGACAAUUUGCAGUUAUCCCUAUUAGGUUAUCUGAUUGAAGACAAUGAGGUCGAUGACAGAGCCAUGCAAGACUAUAUGGUAGCAAAUUGGCCAGUCACAGUCCGUGUCAUGCACUAUGACCGCAACUUCUUCAUCUUGAAGUUUAUGAAUCAUGCUGAAAUGCUGGCUAUUCUGGAUAAUGGCCAUAUGCUGUCAAUGGUGGUUUACUAAUACAUCGUCGAUGCUAUGAUCAUGAAGAUCU